AUGCCUGCUCAACCUGUCCCCGCUGAGCCUUCGCCCGAGCGAACACCGAGGUACAAUGUUGUAUGCUCGCCCGACGGCAAGAUAAUUGCAUCCGCGCAUAGCGGACCUGUCGUUAAACUCUGGGAUGUUGCCACUCGGUCACACCUCCGUGAUCUGAGUGUAGCUUACGACGGCAAGCAAGCCAGUGAUGUUGUUUUCUCAUCAGAUGGCAAGUAUAUCGCAUCCGCGCACGCUAGCGGAAAUGUCUAUCUUUUUGACGCUGCGGGGACGCAAGUCAACCGGUGUGCAUUUUCACCCGAUAGCAAGGAGCUAGCCUACAGGACUCAAGACGGCCAAGUUAAAACCUGGGAUAUGAACACUCUGACGCUGGAUCAUGCUCCCAGUGGUCAGAAAGACGAGCUCUAA
Messenger RNA from Penicillium alfredii, 405 nucleotides. RefSeq names its product WD40 repeat domain-containing protein. Gene Ontology annotation, molecular function: protein binding. The record is from RefSeq and is a predicted model, not a curated record. NCBI's taxonomy places the organism in Eukaryota, Fungi, Ascomycota, Eurotiomycetes, Eurotiales, Aspergillaceae. The coding region runs from base 1 to 405 and encodes 134 amino acids. The transcript has 2 exons.